AUGGAGGUCGCCGAAGGCAACGGCUCAGCGUCGACGAAGAGAAGAAUUCAUAGAGACAGAGAGCAGUUCGAAGAAGACAGAAGACUACAGGCCAACAACAGAGAAUUCAACGCGACGUUUGGCUAUCCGGACAACACCAUCAAGACCUCAAAAUAUAGUGUCUUCAACUUCCUGCCCCUGAACCUAUUUGAACAGUUCCAGAGACUUGCCAAUGCCUAUUUCCUCCUUUUGCUCUGCCUACAGCUGAUUCCCCAGAUCUCGUCCUUGGCGUGGUACUCAACUGUGGUACCCCUGGUGGUGGUGCUGUCCAUCACAGCAGUAAAAGAUGCCAUCGAUGACCUGAAAAGGCACGAAAGUGACAAUCAAGUAAACAACCGGCCAGUUCUGCUGUUGGUGGACGGCAGGGUGGAGGAGGACAAAUGGAUGAACGUCCAGGUGGGAGAUAUCAUAAAACUGGAAAACAACCACUCUGUCACGGCAGAUGUACUUUUACUCUCUAGCAGCGAGCCCUACAGUCUGACAUACAUAGAAACGACAGAGCUGGAUGGCGAAACGAACCUGAAAGUGAAGCAGGCCAUCUCGGUUACCAGCAAAAUGGAAGACAACCUGGAGUUACUGUCUGCCUUUGAUGGAAAAGUAAGUUGUGAGCCUCCCAAUAAUAAGUUGGACAAAUUCACAGGAAUACUGAUGUAUAAGGAGGAUAAGUUCCUCCUGGACCACGACAAGCUGCUGCUCCGAGGCUGCACCAUCAGGAACACAGACUGGUGCUACGGCCUGGUGAUUUAUACCGGGCCAGACACCAAGUUAAUGCAGAACAGUGGAAAGUCCACCUUUAAACGGACACACAUAGACCAUCUCAUGAAUGUCUUUGUGAUCUGGAUUUUCCUGUUUUUAGGUAGCAUGUGUUUUGUCCUAGCAAUUGGACAUGGCAUUUGGGAGAGGAAGAAAGGCUACUACUUUCAGACUUUCCUGCCAUGGGAAGAAUAUGCUUCCUCAUCACUGGUCUCAGCCAUCCUCAUAUUCUGGUCCUACUUCAUCAUUCUCAACACUGUAGUGCCCAUCUCCCUCUAUGUCAGUGUUGAGAUAAUAAGAUUGGGCAACAGUUACUAUAUAAACUGGGAUCAGAAGAUGUUUUAUGCACCAAGGAACAUACCAGCACAGGCUCGUACCACCACCCUCAAUGAGGAGCUCGGACAGGUCAAAUACGUGUUCUCCGACAAAACGGGGACCCUGACCCAGAACAUCAUGAUCUUUAAUAAGUGUUCUAUUAAUGGGAAGUUCUACGGCGCUGUCUAUGACAAGAACGGACAGAGGGUGGAAAUCUCUGAGAAAACAGAAAAAGUCGACUUCUCCUACAACAAACUGGCUGAUCCCAAGUUUUCAUUUUAUGACAAGACUUUGGUGGAAGCAGUGAAAACGAGCGAUUACUGGGUGCACCUAUUUUUCCUCUCACUCUCAGUGUGCCAUACAGUGAUGUCAGAGGAGAGAGUGGAAGAAACUGCUGUGAACAUCGCCUACUCAUGUAACAUAUUUGACGAAGAAAUGGAUGGAGUGUUUGUUGUGGAGGGCAAGGACGCUGAGACUCUUCUGAAGGAACUCAGGUCAGCAAGGAACCGGAUGAAACCCGAGUCUCUACUGAACACAGAUCCAGUCAACAUCUCUCUCACCAAGACCAAAAAGCCCUUCCGAAUACCUGAGGAGGAACCCAACGGCAACUAUGGCUUGAUCAUCAAUGGCUACAGUAUGGCCUAUGCUCUAGAGGGGAACCUGGAGUUGGAACUGCUGCGAACAGCAUGCAUGUGCAAGGCAGUGGUCUGGUGCCGGAUGACGCCCCUUCAGAAGGCCCAGGUGGUGGACCUGGUGAAGAGAUACAAGAAGGUGGUGACACUGGCCAUCGGGGAUGGGGCCAAUGACGUCGGCAUGAUCAAAGCUGCCCACAUUGGGGUCGGCGUCCGCGGCAGGGAGGGCGCGCAGGCCGUGCUCAGCAGUGACUUCACUCUACCCCAGUUCCACUACCUGCAGCGCCUGCUCCUGGUCCACGGCCGCUGGUCCUACAAUCGCAUGUGCAAGUUUCUCAGCUACUUCUUUUACAAAAACUUUGCCUUCACCCUGGUGCACUUCUGGUAUGCCUUCUUCAACGGCUUCUCUGCACAGACGAUUUACGAUAACUGGUUCAUCACCUUCUACAACUUGGUCUACACCGCCCUCCCUGUCCUGAGUCUGAGUCUCUUUGACCAGGAUGUGGAUGAUAUGUGCAGCCUGCGCUUCCCAGAGCUGUAUGAGCCAGGCCAGGACAACCUCCAUUUCAACAGGAAGGAAUUUGUAAAGUGUCUACUCCAUGGCGUCUACAGUUCCCUCAUGCUCUUCCUUGUCCCCAUGAAGACUAUUUGCAAUUCGAUGCGCAGUGAUGGGAAGGACAUCUCUGACUACCAGUCCUUCUCCAUGAUGGUGCAGACCUCCUUGCUCUGUGUGGUCACAAUGCAGAUUGCCCUGGAGACGACCUACUGGACCGUGGUAAGCCACCUGUUCACCUGGGGCAGCCUGGGCUUCUCCUUCUGCACCAUAUUCUUCCUGUACAGCGAUGGCCUGUGCCAAAUGUUCCCCAAUGUCUUCGGAUUCCUAGGAGUGGCCAGGAACACUCUAAACCAGCCACAAGCGUGGCUGAGUGUCACCCUCAGCGUGGCCCUUUGUAUGUUGCCUGUGAUCGGGUACAAAUUUAUCAAACCACUGGUCUGGCCUGUCGGCAUGGACAAGGCUUUGUUCAGGAUUCGGCAGUGCAUGAAGCAUCCGCUGCCACCCCCCGCCCGGGCCAAAGUGAAGGCCAUGGGCUCUCGACGCUCUGCCUACGCAUUCUCCCACAAGCAGGGAUUUGGGGCCCUCAUCACCUCUGGCAAGACCGUGAAGUCCAAGUCGGCCUAG
This is a messenger RNA of Orycteropus afer afer, 2919 nucleotides long. RefSeq names its product phospholipid-transporting ATPase FetA-like. The record is from RefSeq and is a predicted model, not a curated record. Gene Ontology annotation, cellular component: plasma membrane. The transcript has 24 exons. Bases 1 to 2919 code for a protein of 972 amino acids. NCBI's taxonomy places the organism in Eukaryota, Metazoa, Chordata, Mammalia, Tubulidentata, Orycteropodidae. Gene Ontology annotation, biological process: phospholipid translocation; Golgi organization. Gene Ontology annotation, molecular function: ATP hydrolysis activity; magnesium ion binding; ATP binding.